Messenger RNA from Pedinophyceae sp. YPF-701, 687 nucleotides. Lineage: Eukaryota; Viridiplantae; Chlorophyta; Pedinophyceae. The record is from the annotation of a GenBank genome assembly.
AUGCUGGCCGCGAACGUCGAGAUCCGCGACCCCUCCUUGCCUGGAGCGAGCGUGACGAUCCACUCGGACGGUGGCGCCGAGACUGGCCUGGGCCCGAGCGACCAGGGCGGCACCGUCGAGGCGCCAACCCUGGAGACUCUACCAGCAGCGAGCCCCGGCCCUGUGGUCGACGCUCAGGGCGCGUCUCUGGCGCAGGGCACGGUCGAGGUCACGGAGAGCCAGGCUGUCGGUAUCCAAGUCACAUUGAACGACCCAGCGGCGGCGGUGGUCGGGGAAGGCCAGCCUCUGUCGCCUCUGGACGGCGUCGACUUCGCUGACUUCCUCGCGGGCCUCGACCCCGCGCAGACCGGCCCCGCGUCAGCAGCGCAGCCCCAGAACGGGCCGCAGGCGCCGCAGGAGGCCACGACGCCGCCGGCGGACAGCGCCGAGGACCCGCCGUGCGAGGCGAGCCCCGAGUGCAACCCCCUCGCGAUCCUCGAGCAGAUCUCCAAGUGCGGCCAAACCGCGCAGUUCUCCGUCGACGUGCGCUCCACGUGCUGCACGAGCCUCCUGGGCGCCGAGCCGCAGCAUCUGUCCUGUCUGUGCGCGCGCCAGACGUUCUGCGUCGCCGAGCGCGCGACGCCAGGCAUCCAGGCUGUACUGCGCCGCUGCGGCAUCGAACAGCAGACGUACGGCGGGGCGUGCUGA